Messenger RNA from Dipodomys spectabilis (banner-tailed kangaroo rat), 1860 nucleotides. RefSeq names its product EP300 interacting inhibitor of differentiation 1 (gene Eid1). The transcript has a single exon. Lineage: Eukaryota; Metazoa; Chordata; Mammalia; Rodentia; Heteromyidae. Gene Ontology annotation, cellular component: nucleoplasm. Gene Ontology annotation, biological process: negative regulation of DNA-templated transcription. Gene Ontology annotation, molecular function: transcription corepressor activity. The record is from RefSeq and is a predicted model, not a curated record. The coding region runs from base 153 to 689 and encodes 178 amino acids.
CAGGCGCACCGCCCACCCGGAGGAGGCAGCUCGGCUCAGGCAGCCCCAGGACGUUGCAUUUUUUUUUUUUUUUCUUUUCCCGGGGUUUGGGGGGGGUGGAGAGAGAGACGCCAAGAUAACCUAAGAUCACACGUUUCCAAAGAGCCGCCAGCAUGUCGAUCACCAUGGCGGAGAUGGCAGAGCUGUCGGAGCUGUACGAGGAGUGCAACGACCUGCAGAUGGACGUGAUGCUGGGCGAGGGCGACCUGCCGCCGCCGCUGGAGGAGGUAGGCCCCAUGGAGGAGGAGGCGGGGGCCGCGGCCCAGCCCAUGGCGGCGGCGGCGGCCCCGCCACGGGGGAAAGGCGGCCUGGCGGCCGGGCCCGGCGCCGAGCACCCCGGACCCAUGGCCGGCCUCGACUUCGAGAGCGAGGACGAGGAGUUCGAUGACUGGGAGGAGGAAUACGAGUACCCCGAAGGGGAUCGGCUGGGCGGCGCGGGCUACCGGGUGUCCGCCGCCCUGGAAGAAGCCAACAAGAUGUUUCUGCGAACCUCCCGGGCCCGGGAGGCCGCGCUGGACGGGGGGUUCCAGAUGCAUUACGAGAAGACCCCCUUCGACCAGCUAGCCUUCAUCGAGGAGCUCUUCUCGCUCAUGGUGGUCAAUCGCCUGACCGAAGAACUCGGUUGCGAUGAGAUUAUCGAUAGGGAGUAAAAUCACAGGCUGGUGGCAAAAGAAAAAAAAGGAGGAGGAGGAGGAAACUCCUUAAGGACAGAUUCCCCACAUUUCCGCCAUCGUUUGGGUUGCCUUCCACAGAGCCCUGUGAAAAGCUGGGUCUUCAACAUAAAAAGGAAAAAAAUAUAUAUAUAGUUUUUGUUGUUGUUGUUUUGUUUCCCUGAAGAGAAGACAAUAGGACAGUGACUGGACCGAGGUGAAAAAGGAAAAGAAAAAGGAAGGAAAGGAAGAAGAAGGGGGCGGGAGGGGGAGGGGAAAGGGCUUAGGACUGUGGAAGACUGGUUUCAAGAACGUCCUGGAACACUUGUGGCUCUGACUUUGGUUAUUGAUCGAGAUUUUUUUUUUUUUUUUUCCCCUUUGCGUUGGGGGAAGACAUCUUGUGGACACCAUCCACCAUCAAGAUGAUUUUUUUCAAGAGGAAACCAUGACCAAGACAAACUGCCAAUACCAGAGCCCCCUGACACUAGUCAUAGAAUGAGAAGGACAGAAUUACAUCCACCAGACACCUUUGAAUUAUUUGGACUUGAAUGCCUAUUGUGAAAACUCAGAAUUCGUGAUCUUAGACAAGGCGUAAUUAUCGGACUACAUCUGCAUUGUUAGAUUCAUUAAAUAUUCAUGCCCCCGAAAGGAUGAAGAAAUUAAAUUCAUAUAGAAUGUCAUGUGCUAUUAUUUUAAAAUGUGUUUCUAAGGAAAUCUGAAACGUUGUUAGUACAUGUAUCUUGAUCAUUUAUAAAGCGACUGUGAUCUAUAAUCAGGAAAAUUAACUGUCAUGACUCUUUUUAAGAUGUCAGAAAAUCAACCCUUCUUUUUAAAGUUUCAAUUUAGACGUUAAAAUGUGAAAGUACAAAGAAAAGCUAUUUCUAGUACCCUUGUAUACAAGGUAUAUCUUUUGUCUUGCUUGCUGUGUUUUGUUUAAGCUGGUGAUUGAACUUCGUAUUGUAAGAACUGUUAGUGAAAAUUCUCAAGUAAAAGGAAAAUCCCAAAAUGUUUUUUUUACAAACAAUUAUAAUUAUACUAUCUGUCUUUGAAGGUCGUAAACCUAGCCAGAAAUCCACCUCAGUAUCUGAAGUUUCUCUCUGUCUCCUCCUCUAAUUAAGCUUGUUAUUCCUUAUGCACCAGCAUUGGAGAUAAUAAAAUUCCUUGUUCUGUG